Xenopus laevis (African clawed frog) is the source of this 3055-nucleotide messenger RNA. RefSeq names its product multiple epidermal growth factor-like domains protein 6 (gene adgre2.L). The transcript has 21 exons. Lineage: Eukaryota; Metazoa; Chordata; Amphibia; Anura; Pipidae. Bases 443 to 2830 code for a protein of 795 amino acids. The record is from RefSeq and is a predicted model, not a curated record.
AGAAGGGUCUGUGAGAUGUGGGGGGGGGAAGGUCUGUGAUUGGAUUCUGUUAAAUCUGUAUUAGAUUCUGUGAGGUCUGAUUGUAUUAUUGGAUCUGUAUGUCUGAGAUAUACAGUUAAUUGCACUGUGUGUGAGCUGCACCUGGAUCUGUGAGAUAUGGUGAGAUUCCAUGAGACUGGCAGCCUUCUCCAAUGUCUCCAUAGGAUUGUGUGGGAAUUUGGGAUUAACUGGGGUCUGUAAGAUUUUCAUUUUAAAUGGAGCGCUCUGGGAUCUGAAAUUAAUCGUGACAGAAUUUGGAUUGGAUCUUGUAUUUGCAGGAUUUACAGUAGUUCCUGUACUUCUGGGUUGGACUCAUCUCCCCAUUCAGUUGCACAGUGUGUAGGGUGGGGAGGAGGCAGUCACUGCUGGAGACCCCUGUGCUCAGGGAACAUCAAGUCUAAACAUGAGGCUCAUUCACACUCUAUUUGUGCUGCUUUUCCUUCUCUCAUGUUAUGGGCAGGACACUCAGCUCAGAACCACUGGACCCUUUGUACCUGACCCAGAUCCACCAGAACCAGGGAAAUCUGCUGUGCAGCCUGGGAUCCAACUCCCAAUUAAUGCUGGGGCCCAGUCACUGACUCCAACUGCACACGGGAACCAACUAAACUCACGGGCAGCCCAGCAGGACCCAGGUCACCUGCCCCAUGGAACUGUGGGUAAUCCUUCACUGAAAGCAACACAACCUCUAGGAGUUCAGACCUUGGGUGACAAUGUUGAUUCUGGCAGCUCCCCCAAUUCAGUUCCAGAUGUCGAUGAAUGUGCAGGUCCUGAGUCUCCCUGCGGAUUAUACUCCAACUGCACCAACACUGUGGGUUCCUAUCUGUGCCGCUGUCUUCGGGGCUUCCUUAGAGGUCCAAAUGGGUGUGAGGAUGUAGAUGAGUGCCAGUUGGCUGAAGUGACCGGCCUACAAGCUUGCCCCCCACACUCCUCCUGCAGAAACACCCUGGGUUCAUUUGCUUGCGCCUGUGAUCCCGGCUUUGUAUUUGGACUGGAUGGGAAGAGCUGUGUCGAUAUUGAUGAAUGCUCCUUUGAGGAGAAAUGUCGCCGUGAAUUAGGAAACUUGUGCGUCAACACAGAGGGGAGUUAUCGCUGCCGCUGCCUGACGGGAUUUCGGGAGACCGGACAGGCUUGUGUAGAUAUCGAUGAAUGUACCGAGAACCCGUCUCUUUGCUCCGGCCUGGGGGUCUGUGACAACUCACUGGGAAGCUAUAGCUGUGGGUGUCAGCCGGGCUUCCGAGGAAAUGGAACUUACUGUGAAGAUGAGAAUGAGUGCGCAUCGGGAGGACACGGCUGUGAUGCCAACGCCCACUGUGGAAAUAUCAUUGGAUCCUACUUCUGCCAGUGUUACCAGGGAUUUAAUGGGGAUGGACACAACUGCUUUGACAUCGACGAGUGCUCCCUAAAUAAUGGAGAUUGUCCCCAUUCGUGUGUGAAUCAGGCGGGCAGUUAUAAGUGCCAGUGCCACCCUGGGUACCAACUGCAGGAUGAUGCCAAGAACUGUACUGAUAUUGAUGAGUGUGAGACAACCAAUGGGAAAUGUGCCCAAAUCUGUGACAAUACGGACGGCUCCUAUGCCUGCUCAUGCCGCAAAGGUUACCAGCUCCAUGUGGACCUCAAACAAUGUAUUGAUAUUAAUGAGUGUAAAAUUGAGAAUGGAGGCUGCUCUCACACCUGCAACAACACGGAAGGAGGUUUCCUGUGCCUGUGCCCCCCUCACCAAGCGCUGGCCAAGGACUCAAGGACCUGCAUUAACAUCACAUCGUGUAGUACGAGGAAUGGCGGUUGUGACCAUGUGUGUAGCCAGAAGCAGGAAGGCGUCUUUGAAUGCAGUUGUCGGGCUGGUUGGGUGCUCAGCACUAAUGGAAGGACGUGUGAAGAUGUAGAUGAAUGCGCCGAUUUCACGCGUGGGGGGUGUGAACAGGAAUGUGAGAAUUUGCCUGGAACAUUCAACUGCAGCUGCUCCAAAGGCUUCUCCCGGCGCUCCGAUGAGCCCACCAAGUGUCAGCCGUUGUGUACCCCCCCGUGUCAAAACUAUGGCGUGUGUGUGGCUCCAGAUACCUGUGACUGUCCCGCUGGAUACCCUGGACCUGGUUGCUCAGCCAUGUGCUCCCCACCUUGUGCCCAUGGAGGAACUUGUAUGAGACACAACAUGUGCCAGUGCCCAACUGGAUGGACAGGACCAGGCUGCCAGGCAGCGGUGUGUGAGUUGCCCUGUGCCAAUGGAGGGCGCUGUGUGGCCCCAGAUAGUUGCCAAUGUGCAUUUGGAUACAGUGGAGAGCAGUGUCUGACACCACUGUGCUCUCCCCCCUGUUUAAAUGGAGGAAAGUGCAUUGACGUGAACAAGUGCGUGUGCCCAGUUGGUUGGUUUGGGGCCCGAUGCCAAAUUGAACCGGUCCGAUGUGAGAAGGAGUGUCUUAAUGGGGGCAAGUGUGUUGGGUACAACUCUUGCCGCUGCCCCGCUGGUUUCCUGGGGCCACAGUGUGAAACAGCUGUCAUUGAGCCUUGCGUCCCACCUUGCAAACAUGGAGCCACCUGCAAGCAAUUCAAUAAGUGCCAGUGUGCGGAGGGGACCACAGGGCAUCGCUGUGAGAAGCUAACUUGCCCUAUUGUCACAACUAAACUGAGCACAGCGAGAGCCAUCCGACAAGGAGUAAGAGAGAGCUACGUUGAGCGAUGUGGUCCUCUAGGAGUGCAGCUUUGUACCAAAUACAGAAUCAAUCAGGUCCGAGUUUAUGUUCAGGCUUACGUGGUUGGCUACAAAAUCCAGUGUCCCGCCAAACACAGGCAGUAAAGAAGUAAAGUGAAGUAUCUCAAUAUUCUCUCCAAGAAACAAGAGGUGAAACAAUCUCGGGGUUGGUUCUGCACAACAACUUCUCUUGGUUCCUGUUCCUCACACAGAUCCCAACACUGAAUGUCUGGGGCAAAUGGGCCCCUGGGAAUCACUCAUGUUUGUUCCUUAAUGUCUCUACCUUUACUAUCAUUACUAUCAUUUCUCAAUAAAUCAGUUUGUAAAUAA